AUGUACAAAGAUUGUGUGCCGUUUGUCUCACAAUACUCCGACUGCUCUAUCGAAAACAUAUGCCUCGGCUGCACAGUCUGCCUCUGUGACAUGGUGGGCAGGUGGAACUGCAGCCAAGGGCAGAAGUGUAGACCUGAUCCUCAACUGGAGGUGGACCAUCUUAUCCUGGUUACUGCUAUGGAUAAUCUGUUGGAAGAAGAUAAAGCAUUAGGAGCAAGAAGAAAAAGGUCUUCGGACUUUGAAGGAAAUUUAAAAAGUUACGAAGAUCUUUCAAAAUGGAUGUAUGGGAUAAGUCCGUUUGAUUUUGAGGAUAUAAUCAAUCAAACAAAAUACAUCAAAAUGGAUGAAACAACAAAUCACACAAAUGAAAAUGAGUCCCAGAUAUUUAACUUUGAACAAUUUUUAAUAGACGUUGGUUAUUAUUUUCACAUGCAUAAACAAGGGAAUGACACUUUAAAAGAAAAAAUAAGCAAAACAGCUACUGGUAAUACGCAGGAAAAUAUUCUGAAAGACGUUUUAAUUUUACGUGGAUUUGCUGAAAGACGACGAAUGUCUUUGAUAAAAGAUAGUAAAAGUGAAAAGAAAGUCAUGGAAAAUUUAAUAAAAAUACACAGCGACAUUAGACGAAUAACCGAAAUGGCAAACGAACCCAAAAGGAAUAUUCCUGGUCCAAAACGUAGGAAGAGUAAACACGGAUUUCUUCAAAAAGUGAAAAGGUUGUUGAAGAAAUCUAAGCAAGGUAUUCGUGGAAUUUUAAAGAAGAAUAAGGCCACACCAGAUAUGAUCAAGAAAAUUGCUAAGAAACGCCUCCAUGAUAUGACAAAGAAAAAGCUUUCAAAGUAUGAAGACACAAUGUAUAGAUGGCAGGACAAUUUAAAUAUUGUACCAAGAAUCAAAAGGUCUGCGAAUGAAUUCCAAAACUUUAUGAAUCGUGUUAAGCAUAUAAUACCAGGAUACCUACACAGAAAGGUAAAGCCCGCUGUAGAUUCCAAGAAAAGGAAUAAAAAUGUUAACAGAAAUGUAACACGACGUGUAAAAAAGCAUCGUACUGACAUGACUUGA
Molecule: messenger RNA, 1062 nt
Organism: Zerene cesonia (dogface butterfly)
Lineage: Eukaryota; Metazoa; Arthropoda; Insecta; Lepidoptera; Pieridae
Exons: 6
Coding region: 1-1062 (353 amino acids)
Source: RefSeq, a predicted model, not a curated record